Messenger RNA from Zea mays, 2505 nucleotides. RefSeq lists its product as uncharacterized. The coding region runs from base 613 to 2001 and encodes 462 amino acids. The transcript has 3 exons. The record is from RefSeq and is a predicted model, not a curated record. Gene Ontology annotation, molecular function: protein-membrane adaptor activity. NCBI's taxonomy places the organism in Eukaryota, Viridiplantae, Streptophyta, Magnoliopsida, Poales, Poaceae. Gene Ontology annotation, cellular component: nuclear envelope.
ACACAUUAGAGCCACUUGACAUGUGGUCCAUCUUGCAUCCUAUACUCUUUUAUUUUUUAUUUCUUUUCUCCCCUUUGUCGGUUCUUCCACUUCCCGAAUCCCGAUCCAUCCGCAUAGCACUGAGGGCGGCGGCCGCUUCCUCUCCUCCGCGGCCGAGGUCGCUCCCCCGCCCGCCGCCUCUUGCCCGCGGCCGAUCUCUUCCCUCCGCUCGCAGCGUCGCAGCCCGUAACGAGACCGCGCUCGGUUGAGCACCACCUGGGGCCCAGCGCCCCAGCGUCCUCGUGACCACCUCGGCGCGGCAUCCGCCCUCUGCAGCCCCGGUGUCUCCGCGACCGGCUCCGGUGCGUCCGGAACGCAGCUCCACAGGUGGAUCUCCGUCCGCACAGCGCCACGAUCCUCUCUCUCCUUACCACGCCAACAGCUCGUCCCUCUCGGUCCCUCUCCGUCUGCUUGACUCUGCUCCAGCCUCAGGCCGGCCUUCGCCUCUAAAAGUUUCAUUACAUACCCAGCUUGUAGCUGUAUGCUGCAACCCUAGUCUGCGUUGUCUUCUCAAACCUUAACGUAAUUCGUAGGAGCAUCAUUAUUUAUAGAAUACGAUCUACUUUAUAGCUGAUGACAAUGUCUGCUUCUACUGCUGCAAUUCGUACUGCGAAUACAAAUGGAAACCAUGCAGUAAGUUCGGAUUCACAUUCUAGCCAAGAUGCUAGGCAGCGAACAGCUGGUAUUACAAAAAGAAAAGCAUUGCCUUCGAUUCUUCAAAAAAUUCCUAGCAAUGAUCUGAGUCAUACUAUCCGAGGAGAAUCAGUUCUUCAAAAGUCAAAUUAUUCUUCUGAAGGAAGAAAAGAUGUGGUUGCUUCAGCAACUGCUGAACGCCAAAACAAAAACACUACAAAUGUGGUUGCUUCAGCAGCUGCUGUACGCCAAAAGAAAAGCCCUACUAAACAAGAAAACGCCAACUGGGUAACUGCCUUAAGUGUGCUGGUGAAGCUGUGUCUUCUUAUUUCAGCUACUGCUUGGAUGGGGCAGGUGUUCUGGAGAUGGCAAAGUGGUGAAUUAUCAUUUACAACACUGGAUAUGGAGAACAGGCUAUCCAGGGUGGAAGGGUUCAAGAAGACAGCCAAGAUGCUUCAGCUACAGUUGGAUGUUUUGGAUAAAAAGCUAGAAAAUGAGAUUGACAAAGCAAAAGGGGUCAUUGCUAAGCAAUUUGAGGAUAAGGGUAAUAAGAUAGAGAAAAAGAUGAAGAUUUUGGAAGACAAAACUGACAAGUUGGACAAGUCACUGGCUGAGCUUAGUGACAUGGGAUUUCUUUCUAAAAAUGAGUUUGAGGAGAUUUUGAGCCAGUUGAAGAAAAAGAAGGGAUUCGGUGGUACAGAUGAUGAAAUAAGCUUGGAUGAUAUAAGGCUAUAUGCCAAAGAUGUGGUUGAGAUGGAGAUAGCAAGGCAUUCCGCAGAUGGCCUUGGUAUGGUGGAUUAUGCAUUGGGAUCUGGUGGUGCUAAAGUGGUAAGUCACUCAGAGCCUUUCAUGAAUGGCAAGAACUAUUUACCUGGUCGCAGCAAUGUGCACACAACAGCCCAAAAGAUGCUGGAGCCAAGUUUUGGGCAGCCAGGAGAGUGUUUUGCAGUGAAAGGAAGUAGUGGGUUUGUGAAGGUGAAGCUAAGAACAGCAAUAAUUCCUGAAGCCGUCACUCUAGAACAUGUUGACAAGAGUGUGGCCUAUGAUAGAUCAAGUGCUCCAAAGGAUUUCCAGGUCCGUGGAUGGUACCAAGGACCACAUGAUGAUUCAGAAAAGGAUUCAAAUGUGAUGUCUACUUUAGGAGAGUUCUCUUAUGACCUUGACAAGAGCAAUGCUCAGACCUUCCAACUAGAGAGAACCGCUCAAUCACGUGUUGUCAACAUGGUUCAGCUUGAUAUCUCCUCAAACCAUGGGAACUUGGAACUUACAUGCAUCUAUCGCUUCAGGGUGCAUGGCAGAAAGCCCGUCUCCCCCAGCACUGGAGGAUGAAGCCCUGAGCUGUGACAUGCGUGCCAAAGCGCGACAACAUUCUUGCAGCAUUUCUGCCUAUAGGAGCUUUGGUUCAGCGGUUAGCGGUUAGUCGGAGCAUUUCAGCCAGCGCCGCUGCACCAGUGUUGAUAAUGUUGAUUCUAUUCUCGCACAUUGUUGUGAACAGCUCGGAAAUACCUUGCGAGGUUUCCUUAAGCUGUUCCUAGUUUGGCAUCAAGUUCGCCUGUUUUCUCUGCUCCUCCUCCCCUCCUGUUAAGACUGCAGCUUAGUAUUCCGUUUGAAAUUGGUCGUCUCAUUUCACCAGGACUCGCUCUUAAAAAGAAGACUUUGCCAUUAUAUGGCCUACUCAGCUAGGGAGGAAAAGAAGGGGAAUGCUGGGGCCAACUGCCAAGCUAGUUAUGCACUUAUAUCUAAUCUAUUGAUUUGAAUAUGAGAGCAUGCCAAGCUAGUUAUGCACUUAUAUCUAAUCUAUUGAUUUGAAUAUGAGAGCACGCAAGUUCUUCA